AUGGAGAACAGCCCAUCAGGUCUGGUCACCCCUCCCCUUGUCUCGCCUCGACCCAUCCAGUCCCAAAAGUCGUCUUCGUCCUCGAGUGAGAAUAACAACAACAACAGCGGAGGCAGCAACUGGAAAGUCGUCGGCAGUCCGCCCAGGAGACCUCUUCUGUCGCCUCCAGAGGAGCGAGAACGACACCGUACUCUGCAGGAGGCCGACACAACGACAGUUGAAGCACACUAUAACAAUAAACCAAUUGCCACCACCACCACCUUGCCAGUAGAUACCCCAGACCUGGCAGACUCGUCAAUGUCUGCCAGCAUCAUCACCGAGUCCUCGUCUUCCUCGUCUUCAGCCUCUUCAACUUCCAAUCCAGCGUCGCCUACAAUGCCGCAGUACAAACAAGGCCUCCCCCGUAUUCACACAGGCAAAGAAAUGAGCAGUACCGGUUAUCAGACAGCUCAUUCAGGAUCCUCCAGUACUCAGCAGGGCCUCUUUUAUGCUGUCGGUGGGCCAAUCUCCCCCUUCGCGAGGGAUUUUUUCACUGACGACUCGGCACCUCAGCCGAUGCACUUCAAGAGCUCCAGCACAGGGUCGCUUGGAAGUGCCGCCCUUGAGAGUUUGACUUUCCACAGCUUGCUUGGAGAACAGGGACCUUCGAUGUUGUCGGCUCACAGUCUUGGCCAAGAAGUGGGGUUGAAAAGGGGUAGUUUGAAACAUAACGGCAACACGCUGGAAUCGCCUCUCGCCAUGUCCUCGUUUGCCUGGGAUGGGCAAGCCUCGCGCGAGUCAUCCAAUGCACCAACCGCCAACAACAAGGCCUGCAAUAGAGCCAGCGCGCCCGCCGACAAUUUGCCAAGUUUGGGCAACCCUCUGGACGGCAGGUCGACGUACUACCCCCUCCAUAUGCAGACAUCCCGUUUGACAGACGACAGCAAUGCAGGAACACCCAAGACGACUAGGAGCAUGUCCUUUUCUGAGCCCAGUUUCUCCAAUGCGUUUGGUCUCGGCACAACCAAGUCGGGAUACGACCAGGACGACGAGGAUGUUUUGAGAUACCGACCACCUCUAGCUACUAUGGACGAGGAAUUGGAGGAUCCAAUUGAGGCACCUCGCAUGGCCCGAACAAGGAGCUUCUCGACAUCUGCGGCCCUUGGUUCAAGCGUCUUCUCUGGUGGACUUUCUACCUCGCUCUUUUCAGGCCCUGGUACACAGGGCCCCUUCAGUGUAUCCACGGGACCUUUGGGCGGGUCUGCUUUGGCCAUGGGCAACGAUGCCGUCUCACAGCGGAAUCGCAGGUUCUCGGGCGCUGGAGCGGCGUGGCCAAGCUCAAGUGGACCGGACAUUCUCCCUCUCAAUCAUCGACGAUCCAUCACUUCAACCUCUGGGUACAACGCACCCAUCUGGGAAUCCUCUGGACCAUUUCAGCCCCUUCCUCCAACCUCCGAAAGGGAACGCCAGCAGGACCGACAAUUGAUUGCCAGACGGUUCUCUGUUGCCCCAUCGUCAGGCCUCCAAAACUACGACGCCUUCUUGGACGAAGCUGAAUCGAGUUCACACUCUGCUCUUGGCAGCUUCAACCGAUACCCUCAAGAUGCCGAUGCCAUUCAGCAAAGUCCCCGUCGCCAUUCAGUAGCUGUUCCAGGUGACUCCUAUCUCCGCUCCAAAACGGCACCUUUCGACCUGACGUCCACAUUCGAUGGACUUCGACUUGAUGACUCUGAGCGCAACAGUGGUCACGGAUGGGGCGCAAGUGAUGGUCUUCUUGAGGAAGACGAAUACCAGGGAGACGUUGGAAACACCAAGAACCUUGGAAAGGGGCUUUCACUUGAUCAGUUACCACACCGUGGAUCGCUUUACAUGGUCGAGUUCAAGGCUGGCAGGAGCGAUCUCUUUUAUACCUCGGAGAAUAGCGGCCUCAACUUGAAGACGGGAGAUCUGGUCAUGGUGGAGGCAGACCGGGGCAAGGAUCUGGGAAAAAUCACCAACGACUACAUCACCCCACAACAAAUCCAAGCUCUACAGGCCCAACAAGCAGAGAAUGCGGUAUUGCAGGCUCAACAGGAUGGAGGAAACGGCGGACACAGAGCACCCAAAGAGAUCCACCCCAAGCGGAUUUUUGGUCUGGCUCAGUCAUCGGAGAUUGCUCAAUUGGUGAGCAAGAACCAGGACGAGAUUGAAGCCAUGAUCAUGUGUCAAACUAAGGUUCGACAGAAGCGACUUCCCAUGGAGGUUGUUAACGCCGAGUACCAAUGGGAUCGUCGCAAGCUGACGUUCUACUUCACCGCCGAGAAAAGAAUUGAUUUCCGUGAGCUGGUUCGGGACUUGUUCAAGAUGUACAAGACCAGGAUAUGGAUGUAUGCCUUGAGCUCUAGCAUGGCAAACAACUCCAGUACUGGACUUCAGAGCCUGGCCCCAGGGAUCCUCAACUCGCACGACGAGCUAGAGACCAACAAUGGACAAGACCGUGUCUGGAUCCUCGACCUCUUCAAAAAGCACGGGUACCAUAUCCGUCAUCUGAGCGUGCAGUGGCGAGUCAUAGUCGAGGCGGUCUACCUCGGACAAACCUGUACACAACUCUGGUCAUUGACGACAAAUAACUUUGCGAGCUCGUAUACCACCAAGGAGAUGGCAGAGUAUGAGCAGAUCCAGGAGGAAGGCGAGCUGACGUAUGAGGAGAGGAUGGAACCUGCGGUGACUGGGGACUUUUUGUCUCUUGAUUUUGUUGAGAACCCUGGACUGAGAUCGUUGGAGCUUGGAUGGAACCUGUGCGAGUUGUUUGACAUGUCGCCCGAGUAUGUCUACACGGCUUUGGCGGCGUUGCCUCAGUUGACGGUUUUGGAUAACAGGCUGAAUUCGGUCGAGCUGGAUCGGGUGUUGGAGAGUUGUCCUCGACUGCAGACGUAUCGCUCAUACAGGACCUCGGGGUUCCGCUGUUUUGUGGGACACGAGUGGUUGUCGUUACAGACUCUUGAGCUGGACAUACUGGUCGACAGUCAAGAGUUACUCCACCUCCUCAAGAGUCUGACUGGCCUACUUCAUCUUCACCUGCGAGGAUACCGGUCCGAGUCGGAGCGGUGCACAAAUGUUGGUCAUCUGUUGGGGAACCGGAAAAGUGGGAUCAAGUUGUUAUAUCUGCCAAGCAUGAGCAAAUAUUGGAAUGAGUGGUUGGGGAAGUUGGUUCUACCGUGGUUGACAGACUUAAUCGAGUACUCUUCCCCAGAGCUUGAUCCAUAUGUCACUAUGGGUCUGGCCCGUCAUUGCAAGGGGUUCCAGGCGUUCUUGCAAGAGACCAUCCAAGAGUCGACCCAUUACCCGUAUGGGUUUGAUCCUGUUCCAAACGUCUUUCGGUACCUGGUGGAGACCUGUCUCGACUUGCGCCUGCUGGAUGGAGUCCACCACAAGAUUGAUCUUGAAGACCUUGAGAGCCACGAAUGGGUGUGUUCUGAUCUUGAGGAACUCCGCUGUCAGUUUGUUGGAAUCUCUCGACUGGCAGUCUCUGAGGAAGCGAUUCUGGAGAGUGCAGAGGGUAAAAAUGUGGACGAGGACUUAAAGGAGCGUCAACGACUCGGUCGAGAGCAACAGAAAACAGUCUACAACCGCCUGUCGACAUUCACCCCACUUACGCGUCCUUGA
Linnemannia hyalina is the source of this 3624-nucleotide messenger RNA. The record is from the annotation of a GenBank genome assembly. NCBI's taxonomy places the organism in Eukaryota, Fungi, Mortierellomycota, Mortierellomycetes, Mortierellales, Mortierellaceae.